CUCUCUGUCUCACAAACGCACACACAUGCACGCACACAUGCACACACACACACACGUGGUGUGGUUUUUGUUCUCUGCUUCUUCACAUUCUUGUGGCUGUUUGAAGAACAGCUCUUGGUUUCACAAAAGUCUCCUCAGAGUUUUUUGUCGUCUCCUGAAGCUGCUGGAGUUGGAGCAUCUUUAUGACUCAGGAAGUCUUUCUGCUGAUGCAGCCGCUCGCCCUUCAGCAGAUUAACAGUUAACCUGGAGCUUUAUGCGCGGACAAAGUGCAGAACUCCACCAGCUGGACGGACGGCGGCGGAUCCCGGCAGGUUCUCUCUCAGCAGCAUCAGUCUCUGCAGUAACCUCAAAGCAGGUCUUCUGCUGUGACGGAAACAUGGCGUCUCUGGAGUUCUACUCGAAGGGUGAGCGGGUGUGGGUUCCUGACCCGGAGGCAGUCUGGGUUCCAGCAGAACUCCUCCAGGACUACAGACCUGGAGAGAAACAGCUGAUGCUCCGCCUCAUGAACGGCCACGAGGUCCAGUAUGCACUGCGCUCCCCGUCUGACCUCCCUCCUCUGAGGAACCCCGACAUUUUAGAGGCCGAGAACGACCUGACCGCCCUGAGCUUUCUACACGAGCCCGCUGUGCUGCACAACCUCCGGGUUCGCUUUCUGGACUACAGCAGCAUCUACACCUACUGCGGUAUUGUGUUAGUGGCCAUCAACCCCUAUGAGAGCCUCCCCAUAUACGGCGAGGAGGUGAUGGACGCGUACAGUGGUCAGGACAUGACGGACAUGGAGCCGCACAUCUUCUCCGUGGCAGAGGAGGCGUACCGCACCAUGACCAGGGAGGAGAGGAACCAGUCCGUCAUCAUCAGUGGGGAGUCCGGCUCUGGAAAAACCGUCUCAGCCAAAUUCACCAUGAGAUACUUUGCCGUGGUAGGAGGAGCAUCGCAGCAGACCAGCGUGGAGGAGCGGGUCCUGAGCUCCAACCCCAUCAUGGAGUCCAUAGGCAACGCUAAAACCACUCGGAACGACAACAGCAGCCGUUUUGGGAAGUACAUCGAGAUCGGCUUCGGGAAGAACGGAGACAUCAUCGGAGCAAACAUGAGGACAUACCUGCUGGAGAAGUCCAGGGUCGUCUUCCAGGCCUCAGCAGAGAGGAACUACCACAUCUUCUACCAGCUCUGCGCCUCCAGAGACCUGCCCGAGAUGAGAGCUCUCCAGCUGGACGCAGCUGAGCGCUUCUUCUACACCAACCAGGGUGGGGACACCCGGGUUUGCGGCGCUGACGAUCGGUCGGAUCUGGAGCGCACUCGUAACGCUUUCACAGUUCUGGGUGUGCAGCCUGAGCAGCAGAUGGAGCUCUUCAGGAUCCUCUCAGGUGUUCUACACCUGGGGAAUGUCAGAGUUCAGUCCAGUGGGAGAAGUUCAGACCGGAGCUUCAUUGAGGUGGAGGACCGCUCUCUGGCCAUCUUCUCCAAGCUUUUAGGCGUGGAGGGGGCUCAGAUUUCUCACUGGCUAUGCCACCGCAGACUGGCGGUGGGGGGAGAGAUGCUGGUCAAACCCAUGUCCGCUCAGCAGGCUGUGGCAGCCAGAGAUGCUCUGGCUAAACACGUCUACGGUCAGCUGUUCACAUGGACGGUCCACCGGCUCAACGCGGCGCUGCGCAGCCAGAGGGGAAAGGUCAAGUCCUUCAUCGGAGUGUUGGACAUCUAUGGAUUCGAGACGUUUGAAAGGAACAGUUUUGAGCAGUUUUGCAUCAAUUAUGCAAAUGAAAAACUGCAGCAGCAGUUUAACAGGCAUGUCUUCCUCCUGGAACAAGAGGAGUACGUUCGAGAGGAGCUGGCCUGGACGCGCAUCGAGUUCAGCGACAAUCAGCUGUGCAUCAACCUGAUGGAGGGUCAGCUGGGCGUGUUCGACCUGUUGGACGAGGAGUGCAGGAUGCCUAAAGGUUCUGAUGACAGCUGGGUCCAGAAACUGUACGACCAACACCUGAGCAGUAAGCCACACCCCCACUUCAGCAAACCUCGCACCUCCAACAGCGCCUUCGUCAUCCUGCACUUUGCUGACACGGUCCGAUAUGAGGGUCAGGGCUUUUUAGAGAAGAACCGAGACACCGUCUUUGAUGAGCUUAUCAACGUUCUCAAAGCGAGUCAGUCUGAGCUGGUGGCGGAGCUCUUCCAGCUCCAGGAGGUCUCCCCUCUGACCCAAGGUGGUUCCCGCUUGGGGAGGAAAGCCACCAGAGAGCACAAGCUGACUGUGGGCUUCCAGUUCCGUCAGUCCCUGCAGAUGCUCAUGGACACUCUGAACAGCACCACCCCUCACUACGUCCGCUGCAUCAAACCCAAUGACCUGAAGGAGCCGUUCACGUUUGAUCCUAAGAGAACCGUCCAGCAGCUGAGAGCCUGCGGAGUUCUGGAGACCAUCCGGAUCAGCGCACAAGGUUAUCCAUCCAGGUGGACCUAUGAGGAGUUCUUCAGCAGGUACCGCGUUCUCCUCCCUGGGCCUCAGAACCUGCAGCGUGCACAGGCCUCGUGCAGAGAGACUCUCCCGCAGCUCAUCCCGGACCCGGAUCAGUACUGCUUCGGGAAGACCAAAGUUUUCUUCCGGGCCGGUCAGGUGGCUCUUCUGGAGAGGCUGAGGGCCGAGAGGCUGCGAGCAGCGGCGGUGAUCAUCCAGAGCCGAGCCAAAGGCUGGCUGCAGCGGAUCCGGUACACCCGGAUCCUCCGGGCCGCGGCCACCAUCCAGAGAUACUGCAGAGGGUCUCGGGCCAGGAGACACGCCCGCCUCCUGCGCCACGAUAAGGCGGCCUUAGUGUUCCAGAAGAACUACCGCAUGGUGGUGGUCAGGCAGCUGUUCCUGAUGAUCCGGCAGGCCACCGUCACCAUCCAGGCCUUCAGCCGGGGCACGCUGGCGCGCCGCAGACACAGACAAAUGGUGGCUGAGAGGAGAGCCGUGCUGCUCCAGGCCAGGGUGCGCGGAUGGUUGGCGAGGCAGUCUUUUCGGCGUGUGCGUGCGGCUGUGGUCUACAUGCAAUGCUGCGUGCGGCGGCGGGCGGCCAGGAGAGAGCUGCUGAAGCUAAAGAAGGAGGCGCGCUCCGUGGAGAGGUUCCGAGAACUGAACAAAGGGAUGGAGGUCAAAGUGAUGCAGCUGCAGCUGAGGGCGGAUCAGCAGGCGAAGGAGAAUUCGUCUCUCAGGGAGACGCUCGCCGCGUAUCGAGGAGCUGCUGAGGCUGAGCUGCAGGCUCUGAGGGCGACCGUCCAGAAACUGGAGAGUCAGAAGCAGGAGAAGCCUCCUCCACCCAUCAGUGACAAAGAGGUGGAUGACAGAAAGAGAGCUGAAGAGAAAACUGCCCAGGAGAUUCUUUGUCUCAAGCACGAGGUGGAAAUUCUGCAAAGAGAGAAGGAGCAGGUCUCCAUUGAGAAGGAAGAUCUGUCUGCUCGCCUGCUUCAGCUCCAACAAACACAAGCAGGUGGGUCUGAACUUCACAGCCGUGUGGCUCUGUCUGUGUCUCAUCUGUUUCCUGUGUGUGAAGAGUGUGUGCAGCAGGCCGUGAUGAAGGCCAGCGAAGCUCUUCAGGCAGAGCUGGACGAGGAGAAGACGAAGUAUCAGGGCCUCCUGAGGGACUUCACCAGGCUGGAACAGAGAUACGACAACCUGAAGGAGAUGAGUCUGCUCCCCGAGACUCCGAAGGGCCACAGAAGGAGCGACUCCACCCAGAGUCUAAGCCUGGAGCCCCCUUCACCAUCCUCACCUCUGCAGUCACCUUUCCAACCUGCUCCCCCCUCCCCAGAGGAAGCGCGCAGGGUCAGCGUGACGUCUCCUGGUCCAGAGAGGAAGUCUUUGGUGUGGAGCUCUGAAUCUCCAAAGGACCAGCUGAUGGAGAAGAUGGAUGUGGCCAAAGACCAGGUGGUAAAAAUGAGCGUAGAAGACCUGGAGCACGCCUACGACGCUGUCCGAGUGGCCAACAGGUUUCUGGAGCGUCAGCUGCGAAAGCAGCAAAGUCAGCAGGAGGAGGGGCUGGAGGCUGUGCGGCAGCGGCUCCACCAAGCCGUGUCUGGUUCUGCACAGGCAGAGGACCUACAGGACCUGCUGGAGGCCCGGGAGCAGGAGUGUGUGCGUCUGAGGAGGGAGCUGAAGGAGCUGAAGAGCACGGUGUCGCUCAGACGACUCCUGACUGCGAGUGAGCUUCCACCUGUCAGGACGCGACAGUCGCUGUGCUCAGAAAUCCCACGGUGCCCAAAGGCAGCAGCAGUCCCUGGUUUACUGGAAUGCAGGAAACGGGACGAAAACAAACUCAUCAAGAACCUCAUCACAGAUAUCCGUGCUGAGGGCGCCCUCUCCCUGCCUCCUGGCCUUCCCGCCAGCGUGCUCUUUCUGUGCGUGCGUCAGGCCGACUGCAGCGGAGACCCCGUUCGUGCUCGCUCCUUCUGCGGCGCCGCCGUUACCGCCAUGAAGGCCGCGCUGAAGAAACACCAGCAGGAUGUGAAAAUGACGGCGCUGUGGCUGAAAAACGCCUGUUUGCUGCACGACCUCCUGAAGCAGCACUCUCCCAAGCAGAGUUCUGCUUCAGAGAAGGAGCUUCCCCUCUCCGCUGACCUGAGGGACCUGGGCCGCGGGCUGAGUGACCUCUGCAUUCAGGCUUUCCAGCAGCUUCUGUCCAUCACUGAGGCGCGUUUACAAAACAUCAUAGUCCCCGCCUUGCUGGAGAGUGAGACCAUCACGGGUCUGUCUGGCUCAGUGGUGAAGAUGGGCGUGUCCAGGAAGCGAGCAGGUUCUGGCCCCAGGCCCGCAGGCAGCGAGGCCCCCACCAUGGCGUCUGUGCUGCGGGAGCUUGGUGUUCUUCACGCGGCGCUGACCCAGCAGGCUCUGCCUCUGAGUCUGAUGGAGCAAGCCUUCCAGCAGCUGACCUACCUGAUCUGUGCGUCCGCCAUCAACAGCCUGCUGCUGAGGAAGGACAUGUGCUGCUGGAGCCGAGGCAUUCAGAUACGAUACAACGUCAGCCUGCUGGAGGAGUGGCUGCGCAGUAGAGGUGUGAUGGCAGGGGGCGCUGUGGCCACACUAGAGCCUCUCAUCCAGGCUGCGCAGCUGCUGCAGGUGGGGAAGAAGACCCCUGCAGACGCACAGGCCAUAGUUCAGACCUGCAGCGCCCUCUCCAGCCAGCAGAUCGUGAAAAUUCUGAUGCUCUACACCCCCAGCAGCGAUCUGGAUGAGAGGGUGACUCUGAACUUCAUCCGUACGGUGCAGGCGCUGCUGAAAAGCCGCUGCGACCAUCAGCCUCCACAGCUGCUGAUGGAUGUGAGGAAAGUGUUUCCCGUCAGAUUCCCGUACCUGCCUCCACCUGCGCUCCACGCCGAGGAGUUGGUCAUCCCGGACUCCCUGAAGAUCUCGUUUCUGCGCAGAGCCUGAGGAUGUUCCUGCUGGAGGAGGCUGUUGGGACGGUUUCUGCGUGAACCUGACCUUCUGACACACGUGUUCCUCCUGCAUUUGGCGCCACCAGAACCGCUGAACGAGCAGAAAGCUGCACACAAACUCUGGUUGAUGUUUUAUUGGAAGCAGAAACACAGAGAGACUGGAGCCUGACAAACCUCAACCCCAUUCAGACAAGUGGAAUAGGAAAAAGAAUAGAAACGUCCCGUGUAUAAAAACAUGUUCAUGCGCACACCGUGAAGCACUACACGCCAUCAGAAACCCAUAUUUAUAUCUUUACAGACAUUUCAAAAUAGAAAACGAGGAUGAAUAUUAAAAUGAAAAAGAACAACCAUAGGCAGAAACAUGAACUACUGCGUGCUGGAUCCAUGGAGCUUCUUUUUGUUUUGGAUUUCCCAUCAUGCACUAUGUCUGGAAGUUCUUCCCUGUGUGCGUGGUGCUUCCUCCUGCUUCAGGUUUGAGUCCCGCAGGCGUGUUGGCAACCGCUCCCACACGCCAACAGCAAGCCUUCUUCCGACUCUAAUGUCCUUCUCACUGAACGAGCGUGUACAGCGUGCUCACGUUCACGUAGCGUGCACACCGAACCGGGACACUCGGCAUCUCCCAGUCCGGCCCGGUGAUCCAGUUCCCUUCACCUCCAGUUCUCCUGAUUCCCUCAGGAGGUGCUCCGAUUCAGCAGAACCUCACAGCCAGAUAUUUACAACAAUCUUCAGUUCAGCACAGACGGGUUAGCGCAGGUUUGGCCCGGGACAAGUCAAGAGACAGCAUGACGAUAUCAGAGCAGCACUUGUGCUGAGAAGAAUCCACCAUGUAAACAUUUUAGCACUGCUUUAAGACGACCCGUCGACACAAACGUGGAGGUUAGAUGCAUAGAGUUCAGUUCUAUGUCAGUUCUAAAUAAACCACCGACCUGGUUUAUUUAGAGGAGGGGGAGGGGGGGUCCACCCUGUCAUUUCUACAUUUUUUAAGUCUGGAAAAUAACGGGGAAACAUUUGAGUGACAUCCAUAGACAUGUGCCCCCCUCCCCUCAUGUUUUGAACAGACUAAAUGAUCUCCUGUAAAUGUCAGUUUUAGACCUGUGUGUGUGUGUGUAUGUGUAUGUGUGGGGGGGGGUCUGGAUCUGCAGCCAUGUUUUCACCCCCCACAUGUUCCUUCGUUUUUGAAGAAGCAGAGAGGAUCAGUCUGCUUCCCCGCGGCCCCCCAAGAAAGAGCCGCUGAGAAUGUUUACAGAAACAAACAAACAAAAAAAAAGAGUGUAAACUUUGGCCUCAAA
Messenger RNA from Oryzias latipes (Japanese medaka), 6686 nucleotides. RefSeq names its product unconventional myosin-Va. NCBI's taxonomy places the organism in Eukaryota, Metazoa, Chordata, Actinopteri, Beloniformes, Adrianichthyidae. The record is from RefSeq and is a predicted model, not a curated record. Gene Ontology annotation, biological process: actin filament organization. Gene Ontology annotation, molecular function: actin filament binding; ATP binding; microfilament motor activity. Gene Ontology annotation, cellular component: cytoplasm; membrane; actin cytoskeleton.